AGUGAUCGAGAGGAUGGCUGCGGUUGAAACAGAAGCGUUUGUGACUUUAGCGACAAAUGACGCAUACAGUAUAGGAUGUCUGACGUUAGGCCGCUCGUUGCGGCGAGUAAGGACAACUCGCAAAUUGGUCGUCAUGGUGACAUCGGGCGUGAGUCCGGCCAUGAGGAACCAGUUGCAUCAAGUGUUUGAUGUUGUAGAAUCUGUAAAUCUGUUGGAUAGCCAGGAUCCAAUCAACUUGCAGCUGUUGGGUCGACCUGACCUGAAUGUGACCUUCACCAAGCUUCACUGCUGGUGUCUGACACAGUUCAACAAAUGCGUCUUUUUAGAUGCAGACACAUUGGUUUUACAGAAUGUAGAUGAACUGUUUGACCGUGAAGAAUUAUCAGCAGCCCCAGAUGCUGGAUGGCCAGAUUGUUUCAAUUCCGGCGUUUUUGUCUUUCGGCCGUCACUUGAAACGUAUCAAUCUCUCCUUGAUUUUGCAGUCUCACAAGGCAGUUUCGAUGGAGGUGACCAGGGCUUACUCAACUCUUACUUCAGCGACUGGGCGACGCGUGACAUCUCCAAACACCUGCCCUUUAUUUAUAAUGUCGUCUCUCAGGCUUUCUAUAGUUACCUCCCUGCAUUUACAAAGUUUAAGGAUUCUGUGAAAAUAGUUCAUUUCAUUGGUGCGGUGAAGCCGUGGAAUCAUACAUACAACACGGUGACUCGCACCGUAACACCGCUUCCAGGCACCGGCCACAGCAAGGCCUUUCUUCAGCUCUGGUGGACAAUCUUCAUGGAGGAUAUUCAGGCCACUCUGGACCCACAACUGAACCCAUAUAUGACUUUAGAGCAGAGCACUGAUUUUGACGCCUUUCAUCCUUCAUAUUCAUCAUAUCAGACUGCGGGUACAAGCUGCCCACCCAGUGGGCAUGCCCCAAGGGACUCCUACUUUGUGGUGUACCCGUUUGCCCCACCGAAACUGGAAACUGUCUUUUACACCCCAUCUGUAACUUCAUCAACUAACAUGACCCUGUCCUCCUCACCUGGCGCAGGCGAGAUGAAUAGUUCUCCAGUCUCAGAACAAUCCAGUAACAAUUAUGCCCAUGAUACAGAUGUUGCAAGCACGUCCAAUGCAGAAACAUUUGAGCAGCCCACAGUCAUUGAAAUUCGUGAAGCUGAGAGCCAGCGUCCUUAUUUGCAUUUAGAAACGCACUAUAGUGAAGACCCUCUAACAAGUAUUACCCCUGAAAACCCUGCCCCGGAACUGUAUAGCGCGGAGGAGUUUGAGCGACUCGCCGACCGUCAGUCACAGCCUCCUACAAAGAACAAUGAGGAUGUGACUGAAAAGGAAAGUGGCGACACCGUGCAUGAUAUUCUGCAAAUUGCUAAUCAGAGUCUGCUAACUCUGUUUGGUUUAAUGAACCAAACUGAUUCGGGGGCAGUGAUAACAGGAGGCAUGGGCACCCUGCAAAUCUCCAGCGCAGCGGGAGGCGGGGCAUCAGUGGAACUCAAUGACUGGGAGCGAAAACUUGCCUGGGAGAAGGGACAGAUCGAUUACCUGGGCAGAGACUCUUUCGCCAAUAUUCAGAGAAAAUUGGAUGCUACCAUUCAUGCCGGUGCAGCUGAACCUGUCGUACAAGCGUCCCAGGCGCCCUUCCCUCGUGUCAGCCCUACGGCAGAAACCAACAGAACUGAUGCGGGAUCCGGUAAAGCUGUGUCAACCAUCAGUAUCUCCCCGAGCUCAAAACCACAGCCUUCCAUCAAUGUUCCGCAACCGAAAGCGGUGAAAACCUCAAUCAAGUUAACCUCUAAAGCUGCACCCAAGUAGUGCCUGCUCGAACAUUAUGGUUUUGACUGGCAUUGGUGGAGAUUUCCUGCGCAUCUUUGCCAAAGGCACUGUGCACUGGAGUAGUUGACCUAGCUAUAAUUUUCUUCGCAUUAGUUACUGUGUGUGUAAAUGAGGAGUUGUGUCCCCUGGUUUAGCAGAACUCCACAGUUUAACUGCAGCUGGUUUUGAUCUAAUGGUAUUUGUAGAGAGAUCUGGCAUCUCCAUGUUGUGACCUCAGUGGUCCCGUGUUUAAUGAUAAUAAAGGCUUUGCAUGUUCUGUCAACUUUAAUGGGAAAACAGACUGGCAGCCAUGUUGGAAGGAUAUGAUAUCAUGGCGUGGUAUCUAAGCUGUACUCCAACAUGGCUGACAAAAUAGUUCCUACAUGUAAAAACCCUCUAACCAUUAAGCAAGCAUAAACUACAUCUAUUUCAGGGAUGUACGUCACAUAAAAACUGUUGUAAAGCAUGAGACACUGCAAGCAAGUGUUGUGAAUUUGCUUUAUAUUUUAGGAAGCUGUAUCAAAGCGGGAACUAUUGCUUAUCUUUAGCAUAGAAAUUAUUGUGCAAGUAAUUUUCGUGGGGAAAAUUUUACUACCUUGAGAGAAGUUAAGGAACUUGUAUUUGUUAGUGAACUUGAAACUUCAUAUGCCUUAUGAAUCAUGCACCAGGGCUGGAACAUAACUUAUACACAGACAGAAGGGUUGAUUUUUAAACAGGUCAAAAUGGGGAAAAUUCCAUGUUCUAAUUACUGCACAGGGGGAACUUUAAAACGUAUACAGCGUACAGUAUGUCAUCCUAGUAUAAUGUUGGUACAUGUAUACCUUCUGCAUGGAUGUGUGGUUAACUCUGUGGAUGUUGCUUGAUGUGUAGAGCGGAUGCAAUUUAACAUGCCUACAGUGUAGCAAGUAGCUGAGCCUGAAAAUGGAGGCAAAAUUAUGAUAGCCAUGAACAAACUUUACUUUUUGACUCCUGUUGCUUAUUUGAAAGAGAAACAGAAUUUACACUGUUUAACUGCUGUAGUGUAGAUAAGAGUUCAGAGUUCAUUGAAGCCUGACCAGGACAGAUGCUGUGAAUAAGAUAAUACCUUUCUCCCUUAGCAGCCAGUCGACAUGGAUUGUGUAAGACAUGGAUUGUAAAAGAGAUUCACAUUUUUCUAAAAUGUCAUGUAGCUUUUGUGUGGCUAUUUUUUUUUAAUGUAUGUGUCAAGCCCUAUUGUGAACAAUCAUAGAAGCCCAAAUCUAUCUGUUAGCAUUUACUGGAAUAUUUCUGCAUAUUUUCACAUAUUUGUAUCGUGAAUGCAAUUGUCAUAUCUAAUAUGCUGCUGAAAUAUUAGAACUGGUCCGUUUUUUAACAUGACUGUAUCUUUGUCUAUUUGGAUAUUUUUUAGCAUAAUUUAAGAAUUGAUAUCACUUUGUUCAUGCCUGAGAUUUACUGGGACAUUCACUGGAUAGUCAAUAUACCUAUUGUCCAACAGUUUCUGGUCUAGACUGUUAUGCUGCACAUGCCUGUGGCUCAUGCUAAACACAUAUAAUAUCAUUUACUGGGACAUUCACUGGAUAGUCAACAUACCUAUUGUCUAACAGUUUCUGGUCUAGACCGUUAUGAUGCACAUGCCUGUGGCUCAUGCUAAACACAUGUAAUAUCAUUUACUGGGACAUUCACUGGAUAGUCAACAUACCUAUUGUCCAACAGUUUCUGGUCUAGACCGUUAUGCUGCACAUGCCUGUGGCUCAUGCUAAACACAUGUAAUAUCAUUUAUUGGGACAUUCACUGGAUAGUCAACAUACCUAAUGUCCAACAGUUUCUGGUCUAGACUGUUAUGCUGCACAUGCCUGUGGCUCAUGCUAAACACAUGUAAUAUCAUUUACUGGAACAUUCACUGGAUAGUCAAAAUACCUAUUGGCCAACAGUUUCUGGUCUAGACUGUUAUGCUGCACGUGCCUGUGGCUCAUGCUAAACACAUGUAAUAUCAUUUACUGGGACAUUCACUGGAUAGUCAACAUACCUAUUGUCCAAUAGUUUCUGGUCUAGACUGUUAUGCUGCACUUGCCUGUGGCUCAUGCUAAACACAUAUAAUAUCAUUUACUGGGACAUUCACUGGAUAGUCAACAUACCUAUUGUCCAACAGUUUCUGGUCUAGACUGUUAUGCUGCACUUGCCUGUGGCUCAUGCUAAACACAUGUAAUAUCAUUUACUGGGACAUUCACUGGAUAGUCAACAUACCUAUUGUCCAACAGUUUCUGGUCUAGAUCGUUAUGCUGCACUUGCCUGUGGCUCAUGAUAAACACAUGUAAUAUCAUUUACUGGGACAUUCACUGAAUAGUCAACAUACCUAUUGUCCAGCAGUUUCUGGUCUAGACUGUUAUGCUGCACGUGCCUGUGGCUCAUGCUAAACACAUGUAAUAUCAUGCAGAGAAUUUAUCCAUAAUAAGUCUGUGUUUAUACAUACAAACAAUGUACCUCUAUAUAGUGUGAAUAUCGCUCGCAUAUCAAGGUAGCGGAACACAAUAUACAUGUAUGCCAUUACACAUUGUAUCAGAGCAGAGUAGCACAGUUAUGGUCGCAACACAGGCAGUGUCAGCUGAACGUGGUCUUGUACAUUGUACAUGUAUCGAUUGUCUGAAGUAAGAAAUAAUCAGCCAGCCACGAAGGCUAAUUUAUUUACGGGGUUCCUCAUCAGACACCUUAAUACCAAAGCGGUCGCUGACUUGUGUAUAGGCACUCUAGUUUGGCUGUGGCUUUCAGUCAGGUGCUAUGUUAGGCACAUGUACUUGGACACAGACAGGUGUUAAUUACCUCCAGUUUCCCUCACCUAUAAACAUAACUCUGGUGUACAUCGUCUAGUAGUAUACCAAUUAUAUACAUGUAAAUAGCUGAACUGUGGCGCUUUAUCACCCAAUAGGUGAGAUGAUAGCAUGUUUUUUUGUGGGAAAUAAUUUCAGUUAAUGCAUUUCGUCUAAAGCUUGGUAUGUAAGAUGAAUUGUCAGAACAUGAAGGCCCUAAAAUCAUAUUUUGAUACCAAGACUAAACUUUUCCUGAUAAAAAGUUACGAUUAAACAUAACAAAAAAAAUCCCUUCAGUGGGUCUAUAAAGUGGAUGAAUCAAUCAGAAUCAAGGAGAGGAGAACCACAGUAUGUGCCAAGCCCAUUAUUUCUGUACAUGUAUGUUGUCAACUGUAUUCUUUUUAUCAUUGUACACUCUGUACAUUAUCUUAGUGUUUGACUUGUCUUCAAUUUAGUGCUUUACUUUUAAUCAUUUUAUUUUCACCGUAUAAAUAAAUGUUUUGUUAUGUUUUUGAAAGGAAAGAAUGAGUUAAUACUUUUAAUUUAACCUUCAGUUCCAUGGAUUGGUGCGUAUGUACAUGAAAAUAUUUUGAUGGUUUCUGAAUAACCAAUGCAGUUCGUGUAGGUCUAAGAAAAAACAAGGGGAGACGACUGCAUGUGAACAUGACUGUCACCUCAGACACACUCAAGAGUUUUUUUUAUUACUUGAAAGAAAAAGGCAUGUCAUCACAUGUAUGUGUCUCUUGGUACUACAACCACAUUUCUGCAGCAAGUGUAGUCAGAAUUACAGAAAUAUGUUCAUUCUGUAGAUAUUGCACUACCAAUACAGUACAUGUAGCAUUUCAUUCAGGAUGCAUGUAAUAAUGGGAUGUAAUGAUGGGAUGUAAUAAGUACCUACAUGUAUUUUCAUUAUUACAAAAGAAGUUAUGCGUGCACGGUAGGCCAACUCUAAUUUUCAAAUCUUAACUCGCAAACAGGUAAUACUUGGUUUCUUUCUAAAUAGUUCAAAUGGUGUCUUUGCCUGUAACUUGGAGAAUUGUUAAAGACAGCAAAUAAUAAUAGUAACUGGUAUUAUUUUAGUAUGCUCAUUUUCCGGUGAAAUGUACAUGAUAGAUAUUUAGAUGUUUACUACGAAUGUGUAUGUGGUUGCAGUGUCAUAGUUAUGUUUAGAGGAAUGUCCAGUGACUGUGUCAUACAAUAUAAACACCUCACGAUGCACUGUUAUGUUGUUGUUUGUGGAAAGGAAUGUCCAUUGACAGAUCAUAACACACUGUUGUCAUGGUGUUUGUGCACAGGAAUGUCCAGUGACAGCUCCUGACACACUGUUAUCUUGGUGUUUGUACACAAGAUCCAGGGACACCUCAUGACACUGUUGUCAUGGUGUCUGUACACAAGAUCCAGGGACACCAAAUAAUACACUGUUACAUUGGUGUUUGUGGAAAGGAAUGUCCAGUGACAGCUCCUGACACACUGUUAUCUUGGUGUUUGUACACAAGAUCCAGGGACACCUCAUGACACUGUUGUCAUGGUGUCUGUACACAAGAUCCAGGGACACCAAAUAAUACACUGGUACAUUAAUGUUUGUGCACAGGAAUGUUCAGUGACAACUCCUGACACACUGUUAUCAUGGUGUUUGUACACAAGGGCCAGGUACACCUCAUGAUAUACUGUUGCACUGGUGUUUGUGGACACGAAUGUCCAAUGACAGCUCCUGACACACUGUUAUCAUGGUGUUUGUACACAAGGGCCAGGUACACCUCAUGAUAUACUGUUGCACUGGUGUUUGUGGACACGAAUGUCCAAUGACAGCUCCUGACACACUGUUAUCAUGGUGUCUGUACACAAGAUCCAGAGACACCACUUGAUACACUGUUGUCAUGAUGUUUGUGGACAGGAAUGUUGAAUGACACCUGAUGAUACACGUUUAUCAUGGUGUUUGUGGAAAGGAAUGUCCAGUUAUAGCGUAUGUAAAGAGUGGGUGAGCUUGAAUAUGUGUAUUAGCAUUCUUUAGUGUGGAAGAAUUUAGAGCAGGUGGGAUACAGAUAUUCAGAUAUUCUUGGGAUCCAUAUUUGUAAGCAAUGCAAUCCAAUUUGAUGUGAGAAGAUUCACAUGCUAACUUCAAUAGAUGUCCAGAAUUUAUUGUUUAUAUACAUGUAUUAAUAUCAUGUACACAUUUAAUGCAAUUUAUAAAACACAGUAAAUAUUGUUGGGGAGGAAUAGGUUAUACCUUGUCCGUAACCUUAUCAGUAUUUGGUAUAAUUUUUAUUACAUUGUAGUGCACUCUACAACUGGAUAUAUCAUGGGAAGUUGUUACAGUAAUGUCUGCUGACUGAAUUGUCAGUUGUUACAGUGAUGUCUGUUAACUGAAUUGUCAGUUGUACAUCAUUUGUUACAGUGAUGUCUGUCCACAGAAUUGUCAGUUGUACUGGUUGUUACAGUGUCUGCAAACUGAAUUGUCAGUUGUUACAAUGAUG
This is a messenger RNA of Liolophura sinensis, 7067 nucleotides long. RefSeq names its product glycogenin-1-like. Bases 14 to 1810 code for a protein of 598 amino acids. The transcript is spliced from 9 exons. The record is from RefSeq and is a predicted model, not a curated record. Gene Ontology annotation, molecular function: glycosyltransferase activity. NCBI's taxonomy places the organism in Eukaryota, Metazoa, Mollusca, Polyplacophora, Chitonida, Chitonidae.